Xyrauchen texanus (razorback sucker) is the source of this 2405-nucleotide messenger RNA. Its product is annotated as disintegrin and metalloproteinase domain-containing protein 10-like. Gene Ontology annotation, biological process: Notch signaling pathway; membrane protein ectodomain proteolysis. The transcript has 16 exons. Bases 63 to 2405 code for a protein of 780 amino acids. Lineage: Eukaryota; Metazoa; Chordata; Actinopteri; Cypriniformes; Catostomidae. Gene Ontology annotation, cellular component: plasma membrane; synaptic membrane. The record is from RefSeq and is a predicted model, not a curated record. Gene Ontology annotation, molecular function: metalloendopeptidase activity involved in amyloid precursor protein catabolic process.
CAAACCCGAGACUGAAGCUGUAAACAAUAAAACCCAACCCGUCCAUCAUCCAUGCGCUAAAUAUGCAUUUAUCCGCGAUGACGGUUCCGUUAUCGGCGCUCCUCUGCCUGUUCUGUGCCUUCGGACCCGCUCGAGGUUACUAUGGCAACCCCUUGAACAAGUACAUCCGUCACUACGAGGGUCUGUCGUACGACACGGAGCCGGUGCACAGCAGUCAUCAGAGAGCCAAGAGGGCGCUGUCGCAUCAGUUCCUGCACCUGGAGUUCCACGCGCACGGCAGACAUUUCAACCUGCGCAUGAAGAGAGACACGCAGCUGUUCUCUGAUGAUUUUAAACUGGAGAUGUCUGGAGAGGAGAUGAACUACGACACCUCACACGUCUACACUGGAGAGAUAUACGGUGAACAGGGCACUCUGACUCACGGAUCCAUCGUGGAUGGGAGGUUCGAGGGCUUCAUUCAGUCUCAUCGAGGAACAUAUUACGUGGAACCGGCCGAGAGAUACCUGGAGGAUAAAAACGUCCCGUUCCACUCCGUCAUCUACCACGAGGACGACAUAAAUUAUCCCCAUAAAUACGGUCCUGAAGGCGGCUGUGCAGAUUCAUCUGUGUUUGAGAGAAUGAAGAAAUAUCAGUCGGCAACGCUGGAGGAGCCGCAGAAGGAGCAGAAGUCUGCAGAUGAUCUCCUGAGGAAGAGGAGGAUGACACAGGUGGAGAAGAACACGUGUCAACUCUUCAUCCAGACCGAUCAUCUGUUCUACAAAUACUACAAGACCAGAGAGGCCGUCAUCGCUCAGAUCUCCAGUCAUGUGAAGGCCAUUGAUGCCAUAUAUCAGGGAACAGAUUUCAUGGGCAUCCGGAACAUCAGCUUCAUGGUGAAGAGGAUACGGAUCAACACCACCAGUGAUGAGCGAGAUCGCUCGAACCCGUUCCGCUUCGCCAACAUCGGCGUGGAGAAGUUUCUGGAACUGAACUCUGAGCAGAAUCAUGACGAUUACUGUCUGGCGUACGUCUUCACCGAUAGAGACUUUGACGACGGGGUGUUGGGUCUGGCCUGGGUCGGCGCGCCCGCGGGGAGUUCUGGUGGGAUCUGUGAGAAGAGUAAAUUAUAUUCUGAUGGGAAGAAGAAAUCUCUGAACACCGGAAUCAUCACCGUUCAGAAUUACGCCUCGCACGUGCCUCCUAAAGUCUCACACAUCACCUUCGCUCAUGAGGUCGGACACAACUUUGGAUCUCCGCAUGAUUCGGGGUCAGAGUGCACGCCGGGCGAGUCUAAGAGCCAGGACAAGAAGGAAAGAGGAAAUUACAUAAUGUACGCUCGAGCAACAUCCGGAGACAAACUGAACAACAACAAGUUCUCCGUGUGCAGCAUCAAGAACAUCAGUCAGGUGCUGGAGAAGAAGAGAGGGAGCUGUUUCGUGGAGUCCGGUCAGCCCAUCUGUGGGAACGGUCUCGUGGAGCCGGGUGAAGAGUGUGACUGCGGUUACAGCGAUCAGUGUAAAGACGAGUGCUGCUACGACGCUAAUCAACCAGAUAACAGGAAAUGCAAACUCAAACCAAACAAAGUGUGCAGUCCGAGUCAGGGUCCCUGCUGCACUCCUGAAUGCAUCUACAAGAGUCGUAACGACAAAUGUCGCGAGGAGUCGGAGUGCGCUCAUCAGGGAAUGUGUAACGGAGCGUCCCCUCAGUGCCCGACCUCUGAACCCAAAGCCAACUUCACCGCCUGCCACGGAGACACGCAAGUCUGCCUCAAUGGAGGCUGCUCGGGCUCCAUCUGUGAGAAGUACGGUCUGGAGGUUUGCACCUGUGCCAGUGUGGAAGGCAAAGACGAGACUGAACUCUGUCACGUGUGCUGCAUGGAGAAGAUGAACCCGAGCACCUGCAGCAGCACCGGCUCCGAGCGGCUCGCACGGUUCUUCAACAAGAAGGUGACGACUCUGCAGGCGGGCUCGCCCUGUAAUGACUUCAAGGGUUACUGUGACGUGUUCAUGAAGUGUCGUCUGGUGGACGCUGACGGUCCUCUCGCCCGACUCAAGAAAGCCAUCUUCAACCCAGAGCUCUACGAGAACAUCGCUGAGUGGAUAGUGGCUCAUUGGUGGGCGGUGUUACUCAUGGGAAUCGCUCUGAUCAUGCUCAUGGCGGGAUUCAUUAAAAUCUGCAGCGUUCACACACCGAGCAGCAACCCAAAACUGCCUCCUCCAAAACCACUGCCAGGUACACUGAAGAGACGACGAGCUCAACAAGCCAAUCAGCAGCAACAGCAACAUCAACAACAGAACCAGAACCAGCACCCUCACGCUCACCAGAACCAACGGCAGGCUCCACGCCAGGCCCAGCGCCAACCGCAGCCUCAGCGCCACCAUCGACAGCCCCGUGAGAACUACCAGAUGGGUCAGAUGAGACGCUGA